Molecule: messenger RNA, 1126 nt
Organism: Magnolia sinica
Lineage: Eukaryota; Viridiplantae; Streptophyta; Magnoliopsida; Magnoliales; Magnoliaceae
Exons: 5
Coding region: 226-570 (114 amino acids)
Source: RefSeq, a predicted model, not a curated record
AAAGACACCGAGAAAGGAAACGAAGCCAGCCUCAUCAGCUACAACCCGAAUUGCAUUUGACCUCCAAAUCUCUCUAUCUCUUAUUCCGGCGACUAUCCGGAUAUCUCACCGGAAUCUGACGCCCGUCGCCGGAUUUUUCAUUGUCCUCUUACUGACGUGAUGUCGAGAGUCUGAUCCUUUCGACUUAUUUCCUCUCGUUCUUUUCCCGAUUCAGUGAAGAGAACGAUGGGUUGUGGUGGAUCGAAGCAGAAAAAAGGUGAAGAGAAUACUAAAAAGCUCCGAAAACCAAAGGCUUGGAAGCAUACUCAACCAAUAACUAGAGCACAGCUCAGACAGAUGCGUGAUGAGUUCUGGGACACAGCCCCUCACUAUGGUGGACAGAAGGAGAUUUGGGAUGCUCUCCGGGCUGCAGCUGAAGCUGAUUUAAACCUGGCGCAAGCAAUAGUUGACAGUGCCGGUGUCAUAGUGACAAGUGCUGACAUGACAACAUGUUAUGAUGAAAGAGGUGCAAAAUAUGAACUGCCCAAGUAUGUUUUGAGUGAGCCCACCAAUUUGAUUCGAGACAGUUGAUGACAACAGAGAAGAACCCUGCCAGUCUUCGAUAAUAAUCAAUGUUGGUGCCAAUGCAAGCAGCCCAGAUGAAUCUAUGUGGCACAUGUGUAUGAGAUCCAGGCUGUUCAUCAGGUGCGGUCCAAGGUGAACAUUCCUCAGCCCAAAAAUCCAGCCAGCACCCGUUUGGUGGGUUAGAAGUGGAGGGGAAAAAAAAGGAUGGCUACAUAGUGAGUAGAAGGAUUAACAGUCUGCAACUAUCAUCCCCAUCACGCCCACUUGAUGAGUGGCGUUAAUUUCAGUUUAGGACUCAUCCACUGCAUAUGCCUGAUGAACAUCCCAGAUCUUGUACACGUGUGCCAUGAUCCAUGUGUGGGGCUUGUAUUCAGCGCAUUCAUUUGUAUGCUUCAAAUAGCAUUUCCCUGUAUUCAUUGAGAAGCACUUGCUUACCUUUAUGGCACCAAAAGCCUAGCAAUGGUGGUGCAAUAUAAUCUCCAAUAGUUGUAUUUGGGAAUGGUCCAUGAAACAUGAUUGCAUCUAUGGUGCUUAUAAAAGUGGCUUGUGCCUUUUCAUCGUU